Adelges cooleyi (spruce gall adelgid) is the source of this 2560-nucleotide messenger RNA. Its product is annotated as luc7-like protein 3. Gene Ontology annotation, molecular function: mRNA binding. Bases 322 to 1341 code for a protein of 339 amino acids. Gene Ontology annotation, cellular component: U2-type prespliceosome; U1 snRNP. The record is from RefSeq and is a predicted model, not a curated record. NCBI's taxonomy places the organism in Eukaryota, Metazoa, Arthropoda, Insecta, Hemiptera, Adelgidae. The transcript has 7 exons. Gene Ontology annotation, biological process: mRNA splice site recognition.
AAACAUAUUGUUGCCUAUUGGCAUUGCACCUUAAAUUAUUUGUAUUUGUUAUCAUUGUUCUGUGUUCACUUUACACAGUACACUUCAUAUUGUAAUUCGCUUACGAUUAUUAAUAUACUUUAAAUUUUAAAUCGUUCCUAUGGACAUAAUGUAAUACUGCUAAUAGAUACAUAGAUUACCGUUCAUAUAUUACGUUCGUAUUGCAUUGUGUUAUAUUUUAUGACAUCUUACCAAUAGCUGUUUUUAUUUUGACACAUCCACGCCUUUUGUGUCUGUUUAAAAAUCUUACAAAGUUCAUUAAAUUUAAAAAAAACUUCAAAAAUGGCCGUCUCGGCAGCUGCCGCAUUACUCGAUGAACUCAUGGGUCGCAAUCGGAACGAUGGCCCGAAUGCCCAGAAGAAGCCAGUUCAUUGGGAAGAUCCAGAGUUUUGUAAAUACUUCAUAGUCAAAUUUUGUCCCCAUGAUUUGUUUGUAAACACGCGUGCUGAUCUUGGAGCUUGCCCUAAAGUUCAUUGCGAGGAAGCAAAAAAUCAGUAUUUAGAAGCAAGCAGUCGUUCAAAAAUGCAAUACGAAGAUGAAUUUGUUGGAUUUGCUACUGUUUUGUUAAAUGAUGUUGAGCGACGUAUUGAAAAAGGCAAACAAAGGUUGGAGCUUAUGAAUAAAACUGAAACGCCAGUUUCUCAUUCAAAUAGUCAGAGUCAAAAAAACCAAGAGCAAAUCAAAUUGUUAUCAGAAAAAAUUAAUGGAUUAGUUCAAGAAGCUGAACAAAUGGGUAUUAGCGGUCACGUAGAAGAAGCUCAAGGACUUAUGAAACUUUGUGAUCAACUAAAAGAGGAACGUGAUGCAUUAAGGAAACAGAAUGAAAGUAUACAUUGGUCACAGACUUACGAGUUAGCUGCUGCACAAGAGAAGCAAAUGGAAGUGUGUGAAGUUUGUGGAGCAUUUUUAAUUGUUGGAGAUGCCCAGUCUCGUAUUGAUGAUCAUUUAAUGGGCAAGCAGCAUAUGGGCUAUGCACGGUUAAAAAACGCUGUAAACGAAAUACAAGAACAAAGAAAGAAAUAUGUGGAAGAAAGAGAAAAACAAAGAGAAGAAGAAAGAAAAAAAAGGUUGGACACUAUUAGAAGUCAUUCAAAGGACAAAGAUCGACAUAGUCGUGACCAUGAUCGGGAUAGGCGAUCAAAAAGUGAUCGUAGUUCUAGAGAUCGAUCUCGCCAUAAAAGUGAUAGAAAACCAGAUCACCAUGAAAGAGAUCGCAAAAGAAGUAGAAGCCGUGACCGCCGUCACAGUAGUAGUCAUAGGCAUAGAGGGCACAAUGGACAUAUUCGAAAGGAUCGUUACUAGACUAUUGGAUUCAAAAUUAUGACUAAUAUCAUGUUUUAAUAUUCAAAACUUCAGGUGACUACUUUAUUUAUUGAUAAUUUUAAUAUAUUAUUAAAAUUUCUUUGUAAAAUAUUCAAAUAACAGUAAUAAAACAAUGUUGUUGACGUGGUGUAUAAAGUUGAAACGAAAAUUGGGUAAAACUUAUUUUAUAAAACAAUUUAUUUUAAUCAAAUGAACAAAAAACAAUGCAAAUAUGUUGAUACCAUUAUGUAGCUGAAGACAGUGGCUCAUAUUGGGCGCUUGUAUCAAAACGUGUGUAUUCAUCUAAUUUGAAUGCCUGCAGAUCGUCAAAAAUUACAUGUCUUUUUGUCAGGUAUUUAUAAUAAAGAGGUAUUUAUGACACAAAAGUAAAAUAUCUGAGAUAAAAAUAGCCUUUGAAUAUGCAGCCAAUGUAAAUAAUAAGUGUUUGAUGUGAAAAAAAUGUACAAACAUUUAUAUUAUUUUUAAUCAAUAGACUACAAUAAAAAAUUAAAGUUCUUUGUGUAUAUAUGAAAUUAAUACCGAAGAAGAAAGCCAUAAGAAUAUUAUCUAUAGUGGCGUAUUUACGGAGGCGGUAAUAUGGAAAUGAUCCCACUUGAUUUUUUUUUUUUACUUUUUUUUUGUGAUUUCAAUAUGCACAUUUAAAUUGAUAUAAGUUCAACAAAAACUGAAUGCUAGAGGAGAGGUGGAGGAUAAAAUUACCUUUAACACUGGAAACGAGCCUUUUUUCCAGGAAGGACAAACACUCGUUAGACUUUAGUCUUUCAUUCUUCUUCAAAGUGUAAUUUAUUGAUAAAUUAUUUUAUCAAUAAAUUGAACGUAUGUAUGUUAUCAUUUUUAAAUCAAACAUAGUCUCCCUCAAUAUUAUAUGUAAGUUAAAUUUCCUUCACUCCCAUCGAUUAAGUUUGUAUUUACGCCACUGCAUUUACCCGUAUGUUUUUUUAUAUUAUGUAGGACAAAUUGUUUUUUUUAAUCGCUGUCUUAUUACUAUCAAAGGUAAUGAUGGUCUUGACGACCAUCGGCGUAGGUCAAAUCGACCUACGUUUUUUAUAUAAGAUCCCAUGUUACUUUAUUUUUAAUAUAUAGAUAAGAGAAACAUAUUUGGUUACAUUAAUAUGUAUAUGUAUAUAUAAUAUGUACUUUAUAUAGUCUAAAAAAAAAGUUCCAUGUUAAAUUUAUUAUUAAAUUGGCGUGUUAUAUU